Messenger RNA from Myripristis murdjan (pinecone soldierfish), 6092 nucleotides. It is a transcript of the gene mon2, whose product is annotated as MON2 homolog, regulator of endosome-to-Golgi trafficking. The transcript has 36 exons. Bases 358 to 5490 code for a protein of 1710 amino acids. Lineage: Eukaryota; Metazoa; Chordata; Actinopteri; Holocentriformes; Holocentridae. The record is from RefSeq and is a predicted model, not a curated record.
CAGAGCUGGCAAUGGUGACGGCUACUGAUGGCGUGAAACCCACAGCUGAAUUUGGCAAAUAUCUUCGAUAGUGAGCCGCCUCGGACGCUGAAUUUGAGAGGACAAUGCUACUCCACGAAGCUACUGUCAGCGGCGUUUGAAAAAAGGCAACAUAUGCUGGUGUCUUCGCUGUUCCUUCGCGCACUGGCGCUCAAAGCAGAAAAGUGUGAUAUUCUGUCAAUGGACCGCGGCGUUUUUCUUUUCUUUUCCAAGGGAGGCGAAUAACUCGGGACGGAUUAUAUUUCCAGGGGGAUUACGCUCCCGCAUUCCUUAUCGUUUUGAGGUCCUUGAGGUUUAAAAUCGAAGGCAUCGUCAAAAAUGUCGACCAGCAGUCCUGAAGCGGUGAAGAAAUUGCUGGAGAACAUGCAGACAGAUCUGCGGUCUCUGUCCAUGGAGUGCAAGAAGAAAUUCCCCCCUGUCAAAGAGGCCGCAGAGUCUGGCAUUGUGAAGAUUAAGACCAUUGCAGCACGGAAUACAGACAUACUCGCAGCUCUGAAGGAGAACAGCUCGGAGGUGGUGCAGCCCUUUCUGAUGGGCUGUGGCACCAAGGAGCCAAAGAUCACCCAGCUCUGUCUGGCCGCUAUCCAGAGACUCAUGUCCCACGAGGUGGUGUCCGAGGCGGCUGCGGGGAACAUCAUCAACAUGUUGUGGCAGCUGAUGGAGAACGGUUUGGAGGAGCUGAAACUCCUCCAGACAGUCCUGGUCCUGCUAACCACCAACACAGUCGUACAUGAUGAAGUCCUCUCCAAGGCUAUCGUGCUAUGUUUUCGUCUCCACUUCACUAAGGACAACAUCACCAACAACACAGCUGCUGCCACCGUCAGACAGGUCGUCACUGUCGUCUUUGAGAGGAUGGUGGCCGAAGAUGAGCGUUUCAAAGGUAUUGUGGAGCAGCCUCCUCCUGUCCAGGGCAACAGCAACCGCAGGUCUGUGAGCACUCUGAGGCCCAGUGCAAAGGAUGCAUACAUGCUCUUCCAGGACUUGUGCCAGCUGGUGAAUGCUGACGCCCCCUAUUGGCUGGUAGGAAUGACAGAGAUGACAAGGACCUUUGGACUGGAGCUUCUGGAGUCUGUCCUCAAUGAUUUUCCUGAGGUCUUCCUACAGCACCAGGAGUUCAGCUUCCUGCUGAAAGAGCGGGUGUGUCCCCUUGUCAUCAAACUCUUCUCCCCCAACAUCAAGUUCCGGCAGGGCAGCAGCAGCGCCGCCUCGCCAGCCCCUGUGGAGAAACCCUACUUUCCUAUCUGCAUGAGGCUGCUGCGCGUGGUCUCAGUGCUCAUCAAGCACUUCUACAGCUUACUGGUAACAGAGUGUGAGAUCUUCUUGUCUCUGCUGGUGAAGUUCCUGGAUGGGGAGAAGCCACAAUGGCUGAGAGCUGUGGCUGUAGAGUCGGUCCACAGGCUUUGUGUACAGCCACAUUUAUUACGAUCCUUCUGCCAGUCGUAUGACAUGAAGCAGCACUCCACCAAAGUCUUCAGAGACAUUGUUAACGCCCUGGGCUCCUUCAUCCAGUCGCUCUUCAUCGUCCCCAAUGCAGGCAACCCUGCUGCUGCCAGUGCACCUGCUGGUGGCUCAGGCUCAGGGGCCCAGGGGGCAGUGCAAGGUGGUCCUGGAGCAGGAGGGGUCAGUGGCAGUCUAACUACCCAGGCUGCCUUUGAGUAUCGCGGUACCUGGAUCCCCCUUAUGACUGUCAGUGUCCAGGGCAGCGCCAAGGCCACCUAUCUGGAGAUGCUGGACAAGGUGGAGCCACCAUCCAUUCCAGAGGGCUAUGCCAUGUCAGUGGCCUUCAGCGCCCUGCUGGACCUCGUGCGGGGCAUCACCUCCAUGAUAGAGAGGGAGCUGGCCAAAGAGGAGGAGGAGGCUGCUGAAUGGAGGGACGCUCACCCUGACCAGGAGUGGCAGCCCAAACCUGGAGCUCACCUGGUGUGGGAGGAGAUGGUCAGUGCCUGCUGGUGUGGCCUGCUGGCAGCUCUGUCUCUACUGCUGGAUGCCAGCACUGAUGAGACAGCCACAGAGAACAUCCUGAAGGCGGAGCUGACCAUGGCUUCGCUGUGCGGGCGUCUGGGCCUGGUGACACCGCGAGACGCCUUCAUCACAGCUAUCUGCAAGGCUUCCCUGCCUCCGCACUACGCCCUGACCGUGCUCAGCAGCAAUGCCGCCAACCUCUCCAGCAAAGCCUACUCCAUCCAGGGCCAGAGCGUGCAGAUCAUCAGCCCCUCCAGUGAGUCCCAUCAGCAGGUGGUGGCUGUGGGACAGCCACUUACUGCCCAGCCUCAGGGCACAGUGGUGCUUACUGCUAAGAACAUCCAGUGUAUGCGAACCCUGCUGAACCUGGCUCACUGCCAUGGGGCCGUGCUGGGCACUUCAUGGCAGCUGGUACUGGCCACACUGCAGCACUUGGUGUGGAUCCUGGGGCUGAAGCCCGGUGUGGGGGGGGCUCUGAAGCCGGGGAGAGCUGUGGAAGGACCCAGUACGGUGCUGACCACAGCCGUGAUGACAGACCUGCCCGUCAUUUCCAACAUCCUGUCCAGACUGUUUGAGAGCUCGCAGUAUCUGGAUGACGUCUCCCUGCAUCACCUGAUCAAUGCUCUGUGUUCCCUCUCCCUGGAGGCCAUGGAAAUGGCUUAUGGAAACAACAAGGAGCCGUCUCUGUUUGCUGUGGCCAAGCUGCUGGAGACCGGCUUGGUCAACAUGGAUCGCAUAGAGAUCCUGUGGAGGCCACUGACAGGACACCUCUUGGAGAAGGUCUGUCAGCACCCCAACUCCAGGAUGAGAGAAUGGGGUGCCGAGGCGUUGACAGCACUCAUCAAAGCUGGCCUGGCCUACAAGCAUGACCCCCCACUGGCCCACAACCAGCGGCUGCAACUUUUGUUGCUGAACCCUCUGAAGGAGCUUUCCAAUGUGCUGCAUGCAGACAUCCGGCAGAAACAGCUGGAGAGCGUCCUGCAGAUCCUCCAGAGCCAGGGGGACAGCUUGGGGCCCGGCUGGCCCCUUGUCUUGGGUGUCAUAGGUGCCAUUCGCAACGAUCAGGGGGAGUCGUUGAUCCGAACAGCCUUCCAGUGCCUGCAGUUGGUGGUGACAGACUUUUUACCCACCAUGCCUUGCACAUGCCUCCAUAUCGUAGUGGAUGUAGCUGGCAGUUUUGGUCUGCAAAACCAAGAGCUCAACAUCAGCCUCACCUCCAUUGGCCUGCUGUGGAACAUCUCAGACUACUUCUUCCAAAGGGGAGAAGCCAUCACACAAGAGUUGGAAAGGGAGGAGGCAGCUCUGCAGAAGCAGGCCCAGGAGAAAGGAGAGACCCUCAACCGGCCCUUCCACCCUGCCCCUCCCUUUGAUUGCCUGUGGCUGUGCCUGUAUGCAAAGCUGGGUGAGCUGUGUGUCGACCCACGGCCCGCUGUGCGAAAAAGUGCAGGGCAGACAAUGUUCUCCACCAUUGCGGCCCAUGGGACCCUGCUGCAGCAGCCAACCUGGCAUAUCGUAGUGUGGAAGGUACUAUUCCAUCUGCUUGACUGUGUGAGGAGAUCAUCCACCACGGCUGACAAAGAGAAGAUUGAGUCCGGGGGUGGCAACAUCCUUAUCCACCAUUCACGAGACACAGCUGAGAAACAGUGGGCAGAGACUUGGGUUCUGACGCUAGCUGGAGUGGCACGCAUCUUCAACACAAGGCGAUAUCUUCUUCAGCAGCUAGGUGACUUCUUCAAGGCAUGGGAGGUGCUGCUGGAUCACAUCCAGUCAGCUGCCCUCAGCAAGAACAACGAGGUCUCACUGGCUGCCCUCAAAAGCUUUCAGGAGAUUCUACAGAUCGUCACACCUGUCAAAGACUCAGACAAACCCGGCGACGCGCUUGCUGCUAUGGGCGUUCCACCUGUCCUCAUUGACCCUCUAACAGCUUCAGGUCCUGGCAGACCCCUGAUGCGUUCAGAUUCGCUGGUUGAGAGACUCACACGCUACAAUGGUGCCGAGCUGCAGGCCCCUCCCCCAGGGGAGGAGUCAGCACUUGAGGACUCAGCAUUGUGGUGGUCAGCGUGGAACACGUGGUAUCGAACGGGAACAGACAGCACCAGGCCGCCUAGUGGAGGGACAGAGAAGCUCUCCUUCAUCCCCAGCCAGCCGUUCCUCACAGCCCUGAUCCAAAUUUUCCCAGCACUCUACCAGCACAUCAAGGCUGGCUUCAGUAUGGAGGACCUGAAGAAGCUGGGGGUCAUCCUCCAUGGGGCUGUGUCGGUGCCUAUCAGCAGUGAUGCCUCACCCUUCAUCCUCCCCUCCUACACUGAGGCUGUGCUCACCAGCCUGCAGGAAGCUGUGCUCACUGCUCUGGAUGUUCUGCAGAAGGCCAUCUGUGUGGGCCCGGAGAACCUGCAGGUCAUGUACCCAGCCAUCUUUGAACAGCUGCUCCUCUUCGUGGAGUUCUCCUGCAAGCCGCCCCAGUAUGGCAAGAUGGAAACCAAACACGUGGCCAACGCCAAAUAUAACCAGAUCCAACUCUUUGCACCGGCCGAAUGGGUUGCCUUAAACUAUGUGCCCUUCGCUGAGCGCUCCCUGGAGGUGGUGGUGGACCUGUAUCAUAAAACGGCAUGCCACAAAGCUGUCAUCAGUGAGAAAGUCCUGCAGAACAUCAUCAAGACCCUGAGGAUGCCCUUGGGUUUGAAGUAUGCCUGUCCAUCAGAGAGUACCUGGAAGCUUGCCGUCUCCUCCCUGCUCAAGGUGCUGUCCAUCGGACUGCCAGUGGCCCGCCAGCAUGCCUCCUCUGGGAAGUUCGACACCAUGUGGCCAGAGCUAGCCAAUGCCUUUGAAGACUUUCUUUUUACCAAAAGCACACCUCCAGACAACUUGUCCAUCCAGGAGUUCCAGAAGAAUGAAGCCAUUGAUGUUGAGGUGGUCCAGCUGAUCAGUACAGAGAUUUUACCAUUUGCCAACUUCAUCCCCAAAGACUUUGUUGGCCAGAUCAUGGCUAUGCUCAAUAAAGGAUCCAUUCACUCACAGUCGCCCUCAUUCACAGAGGCAGAGAUCGACAUGCGGAUGAGGGAGGAGUUCUCCAAGGUGUGUUUUGAGACAUUGCUGCAGUUUUCUUUCAGCAACAAGGUGUCCACCCCUCAGGAGGGCUACAUCUCUCGCAUGGCACUGUCUGUGCUGCUCAAGAGGUCCCAGGACGUUCUUCGACGCUAUGUAGAAGAUGAGCGGUUGAGCGGACGCUGCCCCCUACCCAGGCAACAAGUGACAGAGAUUAUCUUCGUCUUGAAAGCCAUCAGCACUUUGAUGGACUCGCUUAAAAAGACCCAGCCAGAAAAUGUGGAUGGGAAUACAUGGGCUCAGGUGAUCGCCCUUUACCCCACACUGGUAGAGUGCAUUACAUGCUCCUCGUCAGAGGUGAGCUCAGCCCUGAAGGAGGCCCUGGGGCCCUUCAAAGACUUUAUGCAGCCCCCUGUCUCCAGAGUCCAGAACGGAGAAUCCUGACCAUGCUAGCUCUUGACUGGUUUUUUGUUUUUUGGUUUUUUUUAUAAUGAAGAAAUCAUGAAUGUGUCUUCUUGACCCACACGCUUCACAAGUGGACGGACUUUUGACUCCACGUGAAACCCAUCUAAAGUAACAGAUGGUAACCCGUGGCAGUUGAGAUGCGACUGGAACGCACAGACCAUGCUGACGACUUUGACCUUCAUACACAUCAUUGUAUGCUUCUAAUGUGAGCCGAUAAUGCUUCUCUCCCCUCCUCAGCCACCCACCAUUCUCAUACAGACUGGCUGGACUAACAACUACAGAGAUAAAAAUUGCAGUGUUGCCUCUGGUUUGUUUUAUUCUCCUGAUGAGGCAAGUCAAUGUACAGUGUGUGGUGAUAGUGUUGAUGAUGUAAUUAAGAAAAAAAAAACAAAUAAUUAAUACUUGGGCUUUAUUGAUCUUAAGAAUGAAAGAACAAAGAUUUUUGUGACACUUUCAACAGUGAGAGAUUUUAUGCAAGAAAAAACUAAAUCUUACUGUAACAUUCCAUGUCAUCUUUAGCCAGCCAUCGGAGAAGGGAUGUACUUGUCUGUAUAAAAUAAAUGGGACAGUUCUACAAACAA